AAGAGAAUGUUCACAAAAUACUGUUAGCCAAGCUUUACAAAAUAAUGUUAGCCAAGCUUUACAAAAUAAUGUUAGCCAAGCUUCACAAGUUUCAAUAAAUGGAGAUGAUAAUGGUGAAAGUUUACAAGAAAAUUUUUCUGAUAGUGAAAGUUUGUUCUCUGAUAAAAGUCAACAUAUCAAUGAUCUCAAAUACAAUUCUUCUAUGGCUUCAGAUACAUCUAGUAGCAGUGAUCAGUUGUUAGUUACAGAAGAAAUUGAAUUACAAACAGAAGAAGAAAAAAACUUCAACCAAAUUAUAGUAAAUAGUAGAAUCAAUUUUCAGCCACUACCUGGAGAGUAUGGCCUAUAUUUUAAAAAUUUCAUGGAAAUGUCAUUUUUCACUUGGGUUACCCAGCAUAUGAUUAUUUUGAGGCCUCAAAUGUACUUUGGGCCUGGUGUUGAAGCAGAAACGAAAGAAGAGUUCUGGCACGGUGACAUCUGGCAACAAUCACCCCUUUUUGGCUUAUCAUCCAUGGACAAUGAAAUAAGAAUAGGAAGAAUUAUAGCAAUAGACUCAACUUCCAGUGGAAUCAAAUUGAAAGUUCAAUUUCUUUAUUUUGGUUCUGAACUCCCAAAAAAUUUUUUAAGCUCAGCAAGAGCAGAAAGGUCACGAAAUGGAGAAUUAUGGUUAAGCGAAAUAAUUGCUGCUUUAGGUGUUGUAAUCUCUAACCUCUCUCAGGGCAAUGAUCUUGCGGAUACGAAAUGUCAUAUUAGUAAUCUAGGGUGUAGGAGUUGUCUGGUGCCUAAGGAACAAUUAAGUAAUCUUAAUUUUGAUGUUAAGCUUAAUUCCUGA
Messenger RNA from Cetraspora pellucida, 832 nucleotides. Lineage: Eukaryota; Fungi; Glomeromycota; Glomeromycetes; Diversisporales; Gigasporaceae. The record is from the annotation of a GenBank genome assembly.